This is a messenger RNA of Melospiza georgiana, 988 nucleotides long. It is a transcript of the gene TYW3, whose product is annotated as tRNA-yW synthesizing protein 3 homolog. Gene Ontology annotation, molecular function: tRNA methyltransferase activity. Gene Ontology annotation, cellular component: cytoplasm. The record is from RefSeq and is a predicted model, not a curated record. Lineage: Eukaryota; Metazoa; Chordata; Aves; Passeriformes; Passerellidae. Gene Ontology annotation, biological process: tRNA methylation. The transcript is spliced from 6 exons. The coding region runs from base 142 to 753 and encodes 203 amino acids.
CGCGAGCCGCGGAGCUCGCGCGGCUGCUGAACGCGCGCGAGAGCUUCUGCACCACGAGCUCGUGCGACGGGAGGGUGAUGGUGACGGAGCGUUUUUGUAGCAGCACAAGAUUAAACCUCACCGAGCUGCCGAGCCACUUUAAUGGUUUCUGUCCAUCACCAGGACACAGACGGCACGGGCAUCCAGAAGAAGAACUGCACGUGGCUCCUGGUAACACAUGACCCGUGUGUCAAAGGCGAUGUGAUGACAGCACUGAAGAAAGCCACUGGGGAUGCUGUGUUCAAGUUUGAACCAUUUGUUCUUCACGUGCUGUGUCGAGAGCUGCAGGAUGCGCAGCUGCUGCAUUCAGUGGCUAUUGACUCUGGGUUCAGGAACUCUGGUAUUACAGUUGGCAGAGGAGGAAAAAUCACAAUGGCUGUGCGGAGCACUCACUGCUUAGAAGUUCCAUUGAGCCACAAAGGGAGAUUGAUGGUCUCUGAAGAAUAUAUUGAAUUUCUGGUACAUGUAGCCAAUCAGAAAAUGGAAGAAAACAUAAGGAGGAUUGACAGAUUCCACAAAGGCCUGGAGCUGGCUCUGGAAGCUGCUGUCCCCGCAGACACCUUGUUUCCCGAGGGGCCAGACAAGAGCCACUCUGUGUACGUGCAUAGAAGAAAGAGACGGACUGCUCGGGAACAGGCUGGUCCCAGCAGAGAGCUGGAACCCCAGGAUGAUACUGAAAGCAGUCUUGGUCUGUUGGCUGAAAUCAUGAUAUAGACUAAGACAUUUGAAAGCAAAUGGCGAACUGAAAAAGUUACUGUAAUGCUCUUUUUAAGAGAUUUAUGUUCUCCUGUGCUCCAAGUAGUAAUAUUCUCAUGGACAUAGACCAGAAAAAAAGGUAACUAACAGAAUAGUGAGCAGGACACAGAGAACAAAGCCAUAGAAUGUUUUGGGAGUUUUUAAAGUGUACUGUUAAAUUAACAAAGUGGUACUCCAUCAGUUAUCUUAGAAA